AUGCUCUCGACUCCAGUAAAUUUGCCAAAGUGGCUGGAGGAGAACUCUCAUUUACUCAAACCACCAAUCAACAACUACUGUGUCUACAAUGAAGGCUUCACUGUCAUGAUCGUCGGUGGCCCAAACGCACGGACAGACUAUCACAUCAACGAGACGCCGGAGUGGUUCUACCAGUACAAGGGCGCCAUGAUGCUCAAGGUCGUUGACGGCGGCGAGUUCAAGGACAUCAUCAUCAGGGAAGGAGACAUGUUUCUCCUCCCGGGGAACACUCCGCACAACCCCGUCCGGUUCGCCAACACCGUGGGCGUUGUUCUAGAGCAGAGGCGACCUGAGGCGUCGGUGGACCGCAUGCAAUGGUACUGCCAGAACUGCCGGGAGCUCGUCCACGAGGCUUCGUUCCACUGCACCGACCUGGGCACGCAGAUCAAGGCGGCUGUCGAGGCGUUCAAGGCAGAUGAAGAGCAGAGGAGGUGUAAGAAGUGUGGCGAGAUAGCUGAUGUAGCGCCGAAGCCAGGGUCCAUCAAGGACCCGAACUUGGAAUGA
This is a messenger RNA of Phaeoacremonium minimum UCRPA7, 543 nucleotides long. Its product is annotated as putative 3-hydroxyanthranilate -dioxygenase protein. Gene Ontology annotation, biological process: 'de novo' NAD+ biosynthetic process from L-tryptophan; quinolinate metabolic process. Gene Ontology annotation, molecular function: iron ion binding; 3-hydroxyanthranilate 3,4-dioxygenase activity. NCBI's taxonomy places the organism in Eukaryota, Fungi, Ascomycota, Sordariomycetes, Togniniales, Togniniaceae. The record is from RefSeq and is a predicted model, not a curated record. The transcript has 3 exons. Gene Ontology annotation, cellular component: cytoplasm. Bases 1 to 543 code for a protein of 180 amino acids.